GAGGGAGGGGCUAUAAACGGACAACUUCACAACACUCAGACGACAUUUACAACAUUUCGUCCAGUUCGCUUCUCGGUUGCCGGUAAAGACUUUUCUUCACAAAGGAAAUCAGCCCUCAUCAGCCAUGGGUCUGGAGGGGGGAAUGAAAUGUGUCAAAUAUCUGCUUUUCUUUUUCAACUUUGUAUUCUGGGCAUGUGGUCUAGCAAUGAUUAUUGUGGGGAUCAUCGUUCAGGUGACUCUGCACAACACCUUAAUGAUCCGUGAUCCAUCAGCCUCAGGAGCCCCCAUCGUGAUCAUUGUAGUUGGUGUGAUUAUUUUCUUCAUCGCCUUCUUUGGCUGCUGUGGAGCCUGGAAGGAAAACUACUGCAUGGUCACCAUGUUUGCCGUCCUGCUCACACUCAUUAUCCUCAUUGAGAUUGCAGCAGCCAUUACUGCAUAUGUCUUCAGGGGGAAAAUCAAAGGUAUUGUCAGGGAUAGCCUCAAUAACAUGAUUGAGGACUACAACAAGAGUGUACCUGGAUUCAGAGACACUGUGGAUAAGCUGCAGGAGGGCUUGAAAUGCUGUGGUGUCAGCAACUACUCUGACUGGGAUCACUACGACCCUGAGACUCACUCAGUGCCUGACUCUUGCUGUGUGAAUGUCAGUAAAGACUGUGGAAUUGAGGCCCUGUCAAAGCCUACCAAACUUCACAGUAAGGGUUGUCAGGCAGCUUUGGAGGAAUUACUGCAGAAAAACAUCCAGUGGGUGAUAGUUGCAGCUCUUGUAAUUGCUUUCUUGCAGGUACGUAUAUCAAACUAAAACAUACUCUCAAAAUAUUGAAGUUUCUGGUUACGCCAUUUUACACCUGAUCACCU
This is a messenger RNA of Thalassophryne amazonica, 855 nucleotides long. Its product is annotated as CD63 antigen-like. The coding region runs from base 125 to 799 and encodes 224 amino acids. Gene Ontology annotation, cellular component: membrane. The transcript has 7 exons. The record is from RefSeq and is a predicted model, not a curated record. NCBI's taxonomy places the organism in Eukaryota, Metazoa, Chordata, Actinopteri, Batrachoidiformes, Batrachoididae.